AGCUAUGUUUCGGAAAUUAUCUACUUCAGUGUCCUAUCAACUACUGACGAGGGGCAUAAAGACCAAUCCACAGCAUGUUCACUUUCCUGCUUUCAAACAGCCAAUGCUGGCUGCUGAUUGCUUUAAAGGUCAAACUAUUUUGGUGACUGGUGGAGCCACAGGUCUUGGAAAAGGCAUGGCAACAAUGCUGUCUAAUUUAGGGCGCCAAAGUGUGCAUUGCCAGUAGAAAUGUACAAGCCCUUCAAGAUACAUCAUCAGAAAUCAGUGAAAUAACCAAAAAUGAAGUUUUUUAUUAUUCAAUGGACAUCAGGGAUCAUGAAAAGGUUUCUGCUGUGGCAGAUCAAUUUGUAGAAGAUCAUGGAAUUCCAAAUGCUGUUGUAAAUAAUGCAGCAGGAAACUUCAUUGCCCCAUCAGAGAGACUGUCAGCUAAAGGCUUUAAUGCUGUAACAAGCAUUGUACUGCAGGGUACAUUCAAUGUAACAUCAGCAUUUGGUAAAAAGAUGAUUGAAGAAAAGACAGGAGGAACAUUUCUUAACAUAACCGUCUCUGGAUUUAAAGGAACAGGAUUUGUGCUACCAUCUGCUUGUGCAAAAGCCGGAGUUGAUGCAAUGACACACUCACUAGCAUCAGAGUGGGGACGAUAUGGUAUUAGGAUGAACAGUAUUGGACCCGGACCAAUCUAUACAAAAGGAGCUUUCUCCAGACUUGAUCCAGGUGGAGAGGGAACUAAUAAGAUGGUCGAUCAAGUUCCUGUUGGACGUGUGGGGGAGGUUGAGGAAUUGGCUAAUUUAGCCUGCUAUCUUGUUCACCCUGCAUCUUCAUGGUUGACAGGCCAGCGAAUCGACUUUGACGGAGGAUUAGCAAACUAUAUGGGUGGAAUGUUUAAUGGAUUAUCUGAAAUUACCCCCGACCAAUGGGAUAUGAUUGAGCAAAUGAUAAGAUCUACCAAAGGUUCAUAAUUUUGUAUACGAUUUAGAUUUUAGAGUCCCGUCUACCACCUUUGUCCUACAAUCCUCUAAGUUGCAGUUCAGCUCACAUGGUUGCAUGUUUUUAUACCUUAUGAAAUUGUUUGUUAAUGAUUUGAUGAAAUUGACAGAUUUUUGAUGUAAUUAAGAUGUUUGAUUUUUAUGUUAAAAGAAUAAUUUGAUCAAUUAUAUUAUGCACACUCAUGCUUUUCUGACUAAUUGACUAAUUGGAAAGUUUUUCUUGGAUAUUAAGUAAUCUUCCAUUCCUUGAAAUUG
Bolinopsis microptera is the source of this 1241-nucleotide messenger RNA. RefSeq names its product 2,4-dienoyl-CoA reductase [(3E)-enoyl-CoA-producing], mitochondrial-like. Gene Ontology annotation, molecular function: 2,4-dienoyl-CoA reductase (NADPH) activity. The record is from RefSeq and is a predicted model, not a curated record. The transcript has 4 exons. Gene Ontology annotation, cellular component: peroxisome. Gene Ontology annotation, biological process: fatty acid catabolic process. NCBI's taxonomy places the organism in Eukaryota, Metazoa, Ctenophora, Tentaculata, Lobata, Bolinopsidae. Bases 300 to 959 code for a protein of 219 amino acids.